Molecule: messenger RNA, 669 nt
Organism: Protopolystoma xenopodis
Lineage: Eukaryota; Metazoa; Platyhelminthes; Monogenea; Polystomatidea; Polystomatidae
Source: the annotation of a GenBank genome assembly
AUUGCGCACCAUAUCCUAGCUGUCAGACUCACCUCUCAGCUCCUUCCCACCAGCCAUGAUUCUGAUCAGACAACUACGUCUCUUUUCCCGCCAAAUGACAUUGCCAGGGCGAGUACCUGCACACCAUCUAAAUCUAACUUUGCUUUGCCACAAAAUGGGCCCUGUGGCUUUGAGCCUAGCAUUUUAUCAGAAAUCCACUUUAGCCUGGGCUUUCAUCGCGAUGACCCUAUUUGGCCACAUCUGGAGACAACAACUAGGCGCAUUAAUACUGAAGGCUGCUAUACCCCCAGCACCCAACGUAGCAAUUGCCCAAUUAAGAACGGUUUACUCGAAAAUGGCAAAGAUUUGAGCCCCGACAUGAAUUUGAAUUUAGCUCAGGCUCAUUUGGAUGCCCACCUAGCUGUUGGGCAACCCCUUCCAAACUGCCUGCACUGCUUGCCAGGCUGUCCUGAAAAUCGACCUUUGGAACUAGUCAAUCCUCCACCAGCGCACUAUUGGUUUCCGCAUCGCGUCUGGAAAGUAAGACUAAUAGGGGAGAGUGUGGACGAUUGUGGUGGCGGAUUCAGUGAGUGCAUCGCUGAGAUGUGCGAUGAGUUGCAGCAACCACAUCUGACUGGUUUGCCAAUCCUUGUGCCUGCUGGGCAAGUGGCGGGAAUAGGGCCACUUUAA